Molecule: messenger RNA, 945 nt
Organism: Zea mays
Lineage: Eukaryota; Viridiplantae; Streptophyta; Magnoliopsida; Poales; Poaceae
Product: outer envelope membrane protein 7-like
Exons: 2
Coding region: 254-577 (107 amino acids)
Cellular component (GO): chloroplast outer membrane
Source: RefSeq, a predicted model, not a curated record
GGUGGUCAGUGGUCACGGCUCAUCUCCCCUCCGUUCCUCGGCUUGUCCUCUUCCUCCGGCCUUCCUUUUCGUGCCGUGCGGUACAGUGCAAAGACAAAGCUUUCCCCUCUCCGCCCCCCGCCGUCGCCCCCACACGCGCACAGAACCCCCCCGCCCCCAAUUCCAAAUCCCGAGUGCCCGCGGCCACAGACCGACCCCCAUCACACACGCGCAUCGCGCCACCCCAUCCGUCACCGUCGACCCGCGAGCACCCAUGGCGAAGGGAGGAGGUGGAGGCCAGCGCGAGGGUAGCGCCCUGAAGAGGGCGGCGAUCGUCGCAGGGGGGCUCGCGCUGGCCUGGGUCACCGUGGAGACCGCUUUCAGGCCCUUAAUGGGCCGCCUCCGCGCUGCCAUCUCCAGCUCCACCGACACCGCCCGCGACCCCGACCAGGAGGAGCCUCCCGCGCCUGCCUCUGCGGCGGAGGCGGAGAAGGCGUCCGCACCAGAGGAGCCUGCCGCGGUGGAGGAGAAAGUCGAGGAGAAGGUGGUCGAGUUGGAGGAGAAGGUGGAGGAGGCCGCCGCCGACAAGGCCGAGUGAAGGCGACGGCCACAUGGCGCCCUGUCUGGCUGCUCUUCUGAACGGGUUCUUGAGGUUAGCCGGGAUCGAAUCCAAGAUCGUUUAAAAUAAAACCUGUGUUUAAACGUUUAUCAUGCAAAUUAUAUUGGAUUAGCAUGUGUGCAAUUUUCGUUUGUCCAGGCUGAGAACUAAGGAACCAUGGUGCACAUCAAGCCACUAACCAUUAUGCUGAAAUGCAAAUCAGAUAGUGACUUGGAAAACAUAGGAAGUUGCGUUCAUGUCCAUGUACGCUCUGGUCGGUUUUUUUCCUUCGUCGUUAGAGAAGUAUUAGAUUGAAGUUGAAUCUGUACAAUCCUAUUCAGUACAAAUUUGAGUCUUUAUUGAACCAA